AUGGAGCAUGCAGAGGGUGUUGGGUCCAAGAAAGGGGGUGGGGGUAUAGCAUCUGAAUCUCAGUUUAAAUUACAACGUAAAAAAGAAGUUGAAUCUUUGCUCAGUAAGGGUGAAGAAGUACCAUACACUUUCCAAGAUGAACAAGACGAUCAGGUGAGAAGCAAUCCGUACAUUUACAAGAACCAUUCCGGUAAGUUGGUCUGUAAAUUAUGCAAUACAAUGCAUAUGUCGUGGUCCAGUGUCGAAAGACAUCUGGGUGGUAAGAAACAUGGGCUAAAUGUGCUAAGGCGUGGUAUUAGCAUAGAGAAAACUUCCCAAGGAAGAAAUGGACAAGCAGCCCAAGAUUUCCAGCACCAACAAAAAAUAAUUGAAGCAAAGCAAUCAUUAAAAAAUAACGGCAUAGUCCCUGCGUCUAAAGUUGCAGCUGUGAAGGACCCAAAGACCGGAUUAGUGGGUUUGGCUAUUCAAGUAAACUACAACAUCAACGACAAGGAAUAUGACGCUAGCCGAAGCGAUAAACUCGGAAUACCACCUCUCAUCAGGAUAGUAUCUGGGUUAGAAUUAUCGGAUCCAAAGCAAAAGGGCAAGAAGUUCUUAAUCAUUGCAUAUGAACCCUUUGAAAACAUCGCCAUCGAACUACCGCCAAAUGAGAUUACAUUCGGAGAAGAUCAGGAAAUAGAGGCCAAUAUGGAGGGAGUAGAUGAGCUGAAUAGAAAAUGUACUGUUUGGGAUUCAAUUUCAAGACUUUACUACAUUCAAUUUUUCUUCAAACAGGCCGAGGAAGAUCAAGUUGCUGCUUGA
Molecule: messenger RNA, 801 nt
Organism: Saccharomyces eubayanus
Lineage: Eukaryota; Fungi; Ascomycota; Saccharomycetes; Saccharomycetales; Saccharomycetaceae
Gene: PRP11
Product: spliceosome assembly protein PRP11
Exons: 1
Coding region: 1-801 (266 amino acids)
Biological process (GO): spliceosomal complex assembly
Cellular component (GO): U2-type prespliceosome; U2 snRNP; catalytic step 2 spliceosome
Molecular function (GO): nucleic acid binding; zinc ion binding
Source: RefSeq, a predicted model, not a curated record